AUGCACCUCCCUAAACCCGGCAACGCCCAUGUUCUCGAUCUAUUCAGUCUCAAGGGGAAAGUCGCUGUAGUGACAGUGUGGCUGAACCAGAAUGAGUGGAACAUCACAGGCGGCUCCCGUGGCAUCGGUCUCGAAAUCGUCAAGGCUUACGCUGAAGCCGGGGCGUCCAUCGCAAGUAUCUACCGCAGCUCAUCGACAGCCGAGAACGUCGCGGCCGACCUGUCGUCCACGCACGGGGUCACGAUCCGCGCCUAUCAAUGCGACGUCAGCGACGAGACGGCCGUCGACGCCGUCUUUGAGCGCAUCGUGGCUGAUUUCGGCAAGAUCGACAUCCUCGUCGCGAACGCUGGCAUCUGUUACACCGUCGCCGCCGAGGACAUGAGCACGGCCGAGUUCCGGAGCGAGAUGGGCGUGAAUUUCGACGGACCUUGGUUCUGCGCGAGGGCCGCGGCCAAGUACUUCAAGGCCCAAGGUAGCGGGAACGUGAUCUUCACGACGAGCAUAUCCGGGAUGAUUGUCAACAUUCCAGAUAAGCAGGCCAUUUACAAUGCGUCCAAAGCUGGGUUAAUACAUUUGGCAAAGAGCCUUUCGAUCGAAUGGAUUGAUUUCUGUAGAGUCAAUUGUGUCAGUCCGGGAUACAUCUGGACCGAUAUGUUGGAGCAGGUCCCGAAAGAAUUGUCAGAUGAGUGGGUUGCCUUGACGCCGGCGAAGCGCAUGGGCGAGACCUAUGAGUUGAAAGGGGCGUACUUGUUCUGUGCGUCGAAUGCGUCGAGUUUCAUGACUGGGGCGAAUAUUGUCGUCGAUGGCGCUUACACAGUUCCAUAG
This is a messenger RNA of Exophiala spinifera, 825 nucleotides long. RefSeq lists its product as uncharacterized. The transcript is spliced from 4 exons. Gene Ontology annotation, cellular component: intracellular anatomical structure. Gene Ontology annotation, molecular function: oxidoreductase activity, acting on NAD(P)H, oxygen as acceptor. Bases 1 to 825 code for a protein of 274 amino acids. Lineage: Eukaryota; Fungi; Ascomycota; Eurotiomycetes; Chaetothyriales; Herpotrichiellaceae. The record is from RefSeq and is a predicted model, not a curated record.